GUCUUCUGCAGCAAUAAAGCAAAUUAGAAAAGCAGCAGAUCCUAAUUGGACUAAUAGGCUGCCUCGGUGCGUUUAGGGCCAGUUGGAAGAGCAGAAACGCAUCUUGUCUUGUUGCUGCUGCAGCUCCUGGUCCUCCUGCAGCUCCUGGUCCUCUGAUCGAGUGCUCCCAGCUCCACAGCCUGUAUCUGAUCGUCAUACAGAGGUUUCCCCCCCUGCUGCAUGCGUAACAUCUCUCCAAGUCCAGCCGUGUGGUUGCUCACCAAGACCUCACCGCCUGGAUCUCAUCUUCCUACACGGAAUACGCACGACUCACUCACACUGAGCGAAAACCGCUGAGGCGAAAUUAAAAACGCCAGGAUUUUACCUCCUCGGGUUCAGUCCACAACCGAAACGAGGCUGGGAUUUCCUCUUAUCAUUUGAUAUUUGACCGAUCCUCUUUUUUUUUUUGUGUGUGUUGGGUGGAGUCAACCCGGAAUUCUCCAAAUUGGAAAACCAUUGGCACAUUUCAGGAGCACCAUGAAGGACGGUAUCGCCAACAACAGCACGGCCAGCAUCUCCCAAGCCAGGAAAGCUGUAGAGCAGCUGAAGAUGGAGGCCUGCAUGGAUAGGAUAAAGGUCUCCAAAGCGGCUGCGGACCUGAUGGCGUACUGCGACGCCCACAUACGUGAGGACCCCCUCAUCAUGCCCGUCCCCGCCUCCGAGAACCCAUUCCGGGAGAAGAAGUUCUUCUGCACCAUCCUCUGAUGAGCUGCCAGUAGAGCUGUAUGGGUGCAGGCACGACGUUGCCUGUCUUCUCUGUCUUCACCACACCUGAAGCUACUGGCCAUAGGCGUUGAGUUGAGUUUUGCCAGGUGGACACUCUGUUGUUGGUCAGCUCUGUCCUGGUGGCUGAAGGUUUUGGGGGAGUCAGCUACCAAACUGGCAACCCAGUGAGCGUACCAUGUCUUGUUAAAUAGGUUUGUUAUUGCUUUGUUAUUAGAGAACAGCCUUGCUCAGUGCUUAAUGAGAUGAGAGAUGUUUCUUUUCUUUUAUUGUGCUAGAUCUUAACAUGCCUCAGGAAACAGAAAUUUGCCCAGUGUCUACGACUUUUUUAAACAUUUAUUUCCCUUUAUCUGAAUAAAAAAGCAUUAAUCUUUGUAUUAUCUUGAACAGUUAGUUUUUUAUUGCUUUCAAUUUGACACUUCCCUCACUAGUGGUUUUUCUUUCAAUUUGCCUCCAGAGUCACAAACAAUUAACCCGCUCGUUUUUAGUGCUGCAGUAUACAGUCAGAUUCAGAUUAGGGCCCAGAAACAGAAACCUUAUCUCACAUAGUAAAUUGUUUGUUUGUGCCAACUACCGUGGUAAUAAGAAGGAGGUGGCUGCACAUCAGUUCUGCUGCAAAUAAAUAAAUAGACUCUCUAUUUAUCGAAAGGUGCAGAGCUAAUGUUUCAACAGCGAGAUGAGUUCUUCGGGGUUAUCACUGUGCAAACAACCCUUAGGUCAAAAAUUAUUUAUGAAUCUGCCACCUCCUUCCCAGGCCCGCUCUCUAAUGCAUUCUACCUUUGCUGCUCUGUUUGAUUUAUAUACUUCGUCCACUUCAAAUCAGAGACACUAUCGGUUAAUCCUGCAGCCCCUGACUGGAAUAUUCUUACGAGUCGCAGGACGUCUUUUCUUUUUAUUUCCUUAACGGUCUCAUUUGUUUUCUGGGCAUGUUUCCUGAGCCUGAUUCUUUUUGCCUGUCCUAGAGUGAAUGGCAAGGCCUUUGACAUUAAUGCCAAACCAGAGGCCUGCAUGUUCCUCCGCUCCUUUUUGACUACCCCCUCUGUUUCCGAGGGACCGUCAGUCUUUUAGAGUGUACAGUAUGUUACAGUGCCAAUUUCUGUGAGAGCAGUGUGAUCUUCACACUGUGCUCCCACAGCCUUUUUUCCGUUUUGUUUGUUUUUGGGAAGAAAAAGCACACUGUCGAAACAUUUCCUUUACAUGGUAGUUGAAUAGCAUUUGCUAAUUUUUACGAUGAAUUGUUAUGAUCGUUAUUAAUAUUGUUAUUAUCAGUAGUAUUAUUGAAUAUUUGUUGCACAGCACUGACAGCUACAUGACGUGUAGUGCUACUAAGCUUGUAUGAUACUUAGGGAAAAAAAACAUUUAUAAAUCAUGCAAUUAUUGAUACUAUCUGAGUAUUUUUUAAAAAUAAUGGUAAGGGUCGGUUUACAUAAUAUGAUCCCUUCGGUGGUUCAGGCUUUUUGCAUCAUCGUUUCUGUAAAAUUAAAAAGAAAUUUCCUCUUGGUACUUGAACAGCCAUCGCAUUAGGAAUCAAACUGUCACAAACUAUUGGACUCAAAUUGUUUUCAGGAUAAUUAUUCUUUUUAUUUCCUAAAUAAAAAAAGCUGAGACUGACCUCCUGGCGCUCCCACUGACCUCAUCUCAAGGAUGGUGCCAAAUAUGAAACAAGAAAUAUAACGGCUAGAGAUGAAUAUUGCAUGGAUUUAUUUCUAUCUAUAACAGAGAGAACUAUUAUGAUAUGAAAUAUUGCCUCUUCGUUGACUUUCUGGGUGCUACCCUGCACAUAAUAAUCUCAUUGGAGUCCGGAUAUGUCGACAAUGUGCAGCUGUAUUCAUGAAUGGUAUUAUCGUUUUGGUAAAAAAAAAAAAUAGCAUUUAAAUAGCAGGCUUUGUAAAUCCUUUGAUGGAUCAAAUGAAUUAAAGGAAAACGACAACCCCAA
Molecule: messenger RNA, 2698 nt
Organism: Sebastes umbrosus (honeycomb rockfish)
Lineage: Eukaryota; Metazoa; Chordata; Actinopteri; Perciformes; Sebastidae
Product: guanine nucleotide-binding protein G(I)/G(S)/G(O) subunit gamma-4
Exons: 3
Coding region: 517-744 (75 amino acids)
Biological process (GO): G protein-coupled receptor signaling pathway
Cellular component (GO): heterotrimeric G-protein complex
Molecular function (GO): G-protein beta-subunit binding
Source: RefSeq, a predicted model, not a curated record